This is a messenger RNA of Dimorphilus gyrociliatus, 244 nucleotides long. The record is from the annotation of a GenBank genome assembly. Lineage: Eukaryota; Metazoa; Annelida; Polychaeta; Dinophilidae.
GAUGCAUCGAAGUAAAAGUGAUGUAUUAAAUAAAGAUGAAAUGGAAACAUUAUUAAAACCACCUGCCGAGUUUUUGCCUCAAAGAAAGAAAGGAAUUUUUAGAUAUUUACCAAAAAGCUUCUCAAAAGUUAGCCGAAAUGGAGAAUCUCUAGAAAUGAAUAUUGUUGAAGAUCCCAAUAUGUCUGCUGAUUGUUUUGAUCACGAUCAAAUUGACUAUAUUGACGAUUCUCCAGCCCCAACUUGA